Messenger RNA from Desarmillaria tabescens, 1678 nucleotides. RefSeq lists its product as uncharacterized. The transcript has 7 exons. The record is from RefSeq and is a predicted model, not a curated record. The coding region runs from base 140 to 1510 and encodes 456 amino acids. Lineage: Eukaryota; Fungi; Basidiomycota; Agaricomycetes; Agaricales; Physalacriaceae. Gene Ontology annotation, molecular function: protein binding.
CACGAAAGAACGGCCUCAAUGAGCACGGAUAAUUCGCAACGGUUACUUCCAGGCGCAGAUCUCGUUCGACAUCCGUCAACUGCCCAACGAGACAGGACUUCUUCCAGAGCAGAGGCGUCUUCCCAUCUACCAAACCACCAUGGCCCACCGUUUUCUCAACGCUGUGAAGACGAAUUGGAGAUUUUCUCGCACCCUGAAACCGAACACGAACUUGAAGCAUUGGACGGACAAAAUGAAAAGAGUGAACAAAAUUAUAGGCAGCAUGAAGCCAGAGGAAAUGCAGAGGAAGAUCAUGGACAUGUUGACUGAGGAUGAUAUUAAAGUUUUAUCCCCACUUCCCGAUGAGAACGAUCCUGGUAUAUUCGAAAACGAGCCUCAUCCGAAUGACGACGUCAGGACCCACGUACAGGUCGGCGAGUCGCAAUGUCUAGUGACAAACUAUCUGAAGCGACGACUCGAGCACAUCCCCGGUUUUCCUCGACCUGUGAAAGAUACGGGAGACAAGGCCUAUCGUAUUUCCCCCACGCUGCAUAGCGGGAUGGGCAUGUUCGCGGCGCGUCGAUUCAAGAUGGGGGACCUCAUCGCUGACGAAAGACCUUUGAUGGUCAUCCCCAUUGGUCCACCGGCCGAUUUCGGUUUCUUAAUGGCACAAACGACGGGGGAGGACAGAAUGAAGUACUCACAGGCGCUUGUGGGUUCUGUUUUCGAGCGCAUGUCUGAAGAGAACCAGGAGGCAUUUAUGGGUCUUCAUAAUAGCCAUCCGCAUGAUGGUCUACUCUUUGGCGUGGCUAGGACGAAUGGGUAUGGCCUCGAUGACGACUUGAUGGACGAGACUAAAAAUGUCAAAUUUCUAUCACUGUUGGUCUCGCACAAUAAAGAUAUGCAAUCGAGGAUUGGCAGGUACGCGGGCGUCUUCAAGGAUCUCUCGAGGCUGAACCACAGCUGUUCCCCCAAUAUCCACCGCAAGUUCCAUAUGGCCACGUUCUCUAUGCAGAUUCGCGCAGCUCGGGACAUUGAGGAGGGCGAAGAGAUUUUCACCACUUAUACCGAGACUCUUCAGCCAGCUGCCGACCGCGCAAGAAGCCUCGCGCCUUAUAGCAUUGAAUGUGGCUGCCGUGCUUGUCUCGACCCCGCCAAGAGUGACCCUAUACGCGCUGCUGUACGCAAUCGCUCAACGUCACCAUCACUUCCUCCAUCGAAAGCGAAGAUCGAUGCUGCAGUGCAGACUCUGGCGAGGAUAGAGCAGGAAGGGCUCCAGGCCUCCGCUGCGUAUCGCGAGACACUAGGCCGACUGUUCAUCUCAUACGUAUGUGUGCACGACGAGAAGAAGGCGCUGAUGUAUGGGGAGAAGCUGUGGCUGGCCACAAUGGCCGCUGGGGAACCGCUCUGCGAGAUGUUCAGGAAUGUAGAGGUGAUGAAAAGUCGCCGCAGUGGAUGGCGACGAAAUGGUUUGUGCCGCCGAGGCGCCUUGUUUGAAAGUCUCUCGAUCGAGUGCUGGAAUUCUUUGUAAACGUGGUAUAGAUAUGCAAACGUCGCUUUUCUUCAUCCCUCGGGCCUCGGGCUUUACAAUUUCAUCAUUGGACGGCUCGAGGUGUGCAUACCAGCUGGUCAGUGGCCGGUUCACGUCGAAGACAAAGUCUGGAUCGGUGACGGGGUACUCAAUGCUCUCGUUUUUUCC